AUAUUGCAACACCCAAAGCACACAACACAAGCAAAACACACAAAGCUACCAAAACCAUGGCUCAAAUGAUGAUGGCAGCUGCUAAAGCUCAAGAUCAUAAACACACCUCGGUGAAGCUUCGGAACGAUUCGAAACACGAUGUAUCCCUAGUAAGCUACAAGGUUUGGGAAGGAGAUCAGGAUACAAAAUUCCCCACAAAAAUAUUGAAUGGAGAUGUUGCUGAGGUCACUCACAAUGCAGGGCCUAAGGACGGUUCAGUCGCUGGUCUCGCAUAUGAAAUGAUGAACGAUGGCAAAAAGUGGGUUGUUACCUGGAGCAACCCUAGAGGUGAAGACAGCACGGUGUACGUUGAUAUAGUGGAUGGACAUAUUGAUUGGGAUCAAAUCAAGAAGGAUCUUGAUAACUUAGGGGGAUUCGAGUUCUGA
Hibiscus syriacus is the source of this 425-nucleotide messenger RNA. RefSeq lists its product as uncharacterized. The coding region runs from base 57 to 425 and encodes 122 amino acids. The transcript is spliced from 2 exons. The record is from RefSeq and is a predicted model, not a curated record. Lineage: Eukaryota; Viridiplantae; Streptophyta; Magnoliopsida; Malvales; Malvaceae.